Drosophila miranda is the source of this 901-nucleotide messenger RNA. It is a transcript of the gene nullo, whose product is annotated as protein nullo. NCBI's taxonomy places the organism in Eukaryota, Metazoa, Arthropoda, Insecta, Diptera, Drosophilidae. The transcript has a single exon. The record is from RefSeq and is a predicted model, not a curated record. Bases 88 to 789 code for a protein of 233 amino acids.
UGGAUCCAGGUACCAGCGGAGGGAUAUAUAAGCACCAGGCCCGGGGACAGUCGGCAUCAGUUGCCAGCGAGAACCGAAGCAAGCAUCAUGGGCAGCACACACUCCAAGAAGGACUCCGAGGACACUACCAGUCGGGCCUCUGACGGGAUCUGCUGCGUGGUGCCACGGCCGCCACGACUGUCCACCAUCCUGCGGAUGCUGCGGCGCCACCUGGGUCCGGCCCAGAACAAGCCGAAGAAGAAGCAGAAGAGCGUGGCCAAGCGACGGGCCCUGCUGCGACCAAUGCCCAGAUGCUCCUCCUUUGGCUCCUGCGGCACCCUGCUGACGCCCACCAAGCGUUGCCCCACGACCGGCUCCAGAGCUAUAUCCACCGCCGAUCUGCAUUACGCCCAGUGGAAGUGCAUGUUCGAGCAGGAUCAGCCGCAACAGCAGCCGCGGCAACAACAGCAGCAGCAGCACAACACCAGCGAGACCCUCUCCGGCCAGACCACGCCCCGGGGCUUCCCCUCGCACACGGACCCCAGCCGCUGCCUGGUGCCCGAGGAGCCGCUGCCCUCGCUCCAGUCCCCCCUGUACGACUACGUCGGCAACCUCAAGGUGCGCCGUCGCCUCAGCCUGCGCACUCCGCUGCGCCGGCCCUCCUCCGCUCGGCAGCGGACCCAGGCCCAGGCCCAAGACCAGGCCCGCGCCCGUCUGGAGGCCCAGCUGGAGAGGGAGCUGCGCGACCUGGAGGAGUACUACGGCGGAUUCCACUUUUCGCAGCGUGGCGAGCGGCUCGUGCGCAUCUGAGAAGCGGCCAUCAAAGACACAGAAAAAAGAAAGCCAACAUUGUGAUAGCUUGUAAGCCUAGUUAGUAGUUUUCCAGUAAGAGAGUUGAAUAAAAUUCGUAAGCAAAAGGAAA